AGACUGAAAGGUGACUUGGAUAGGCUGGGUGAGUGGGCAAAUGUUUGGCAGAUGCAGUAUAAUGUGGAUAAAUGUGAGGUUAUCCAUUUUGGUGGCAAAAACAGGAAAGCAGACUAUUAUCUAAAUGGUGGCCGACUAGGAAAAGGGGAGAUGCAGCGAGACCUGGGUGUCAUGGUACACCAGUCACUGAAAGUAGGCAUGCAGGUGCAGCAGGCAGUGAAGAAAGCGAAUGGUAUGUUAGCUUUCAUAGCAAAAGGAUUUGAGUAUAGGAGCAGGGAGGUUCUACUGCAGUUGUACAGGGUUUUGGUGAGACCACACCUGGAGUAUUGCGUACAAUUUUGGUCUCCAAAUCUGAGGAAGGACAUUAUUGCCAUAGAGGGAGUGCAGAGAAGGUUCACCAGACUGAUUCCUGGGAUGUCAGGACUUUCACAUGAAGAAAGACUGGAUAGACUUGGUUUAUACUCUCUAGAAUUUACGAGAUUGAGAGGGGAUCUUAUAGAAACUUACAAAAUUCUUAAGGGGUUGGACAGGCUAGAUGCAGGAAGAUUGCUCCCGAUGUUGGGGAAGUCCAGGACAAGGGGUCACAGCUUAAGGAUAAGGGGGAAAUCCUUUAAAACUGAGAUGAGAAGAACUUUUUUCACACAGAGAGUGGUGAAUCUCCGGAACUCUCUGCCACAGAGGGUAGUCGAGGCCAGUUCAUUGGCUAUAUUUAAGAGGGAAUUAGAUGUGGCCCUUGUGGCUAAGGGGAUCAGAGGGUAUUGAGAGAAGGCAGGUACGGGAUACUGAGUUGGAUGAUCAGCCAUGAUCAUAUUGAAUGGCGGUGCAGUGUCGAAGGGCCGAAUGGCCUACUCCUGCACCUAAUUUCUAUGUUUCUAUGUUUCUAUACACACAGGUGCCCUUAUGCUGACAGAAACACACGGAUAGACUCAGACUGGCACAGACUGACUGACAGAUAGACAGACAGACGCAGUGGGUCGGCCUAUAUUUCUCCACAGCCACAUCCAGCAUGUAGGAGGAUUGCUGCAGCGUCUCAGGGACUCUGUCUGUGGGGCCGGUUGACACCUGGAGGCUGGGCGUUGAGCGUGUGCAGGGAGCCCCAGGUUGGAGCACAGACGGCUCCGCCUGUCAGCGUGGGGAGGGCGGCGUUAGUUAGUUAGUUACUGCCCUCGAUGUGCCGGCUGCCCUUUGACGCAGGACUGCUGCUGGAAGCUGGAAGCUGGAAUUAAAUAAUGAAUUGGCGAGAUCACGUGAAGCGUCGCUCUGAAAAUUCAAUUUGCUGGCGAGACUAGAUCGCCUCUCUCAAACUCCCCAGCCCAGCGGCCCCCGAGACCGCCCGCAGAGAGGGAGACCGUUGCUGAAACAAGCCCCGUGGUGAACGAUUCGGGGGUUCUCUGAAGAAGUUGCAGUGCGGAGAAACAGGCAGGAGACCAAGGUAUUGAAACGCCCCAAACUGCAGAGAUUGUGGAGAACACAGUCACAGAUUCGAGGAGUUUCCGUCAGCCGUCAUUCACGGACCCAGCACUAUGUUCCGCGUGUCCUGGCCCACAGCCCUGUGAGCGGCUGGAUGGUCUCUCCUUAACAUUCUAUUCUCCACAAGACCCCUCCGUCCCACUGUGACCCACAAGUAGCGGCUGCAGCCCCCCCCCCUCUUGUUACGAUGAGUGGCUUCCUCUCGUACCUGGACCCCCGGCGGGUGCACUGGGGCGCCACAUGGGUGGCGUUGCAUUCCCGCAUCCUCCGCACCAAGCCGGUGGAAUCCAUGCUGGAAGACUCCACCCAGCACGGAGCGGGCCACUCCAGGCUGGCCCAGGUGCUCACCACCGUGGACCUGGUUUCUCUGGGCGUGGGCAGCUGUGUGGGCACUGGCAUGUACGUCGUCUCGGGCCUGGUGGCCAAGGAGAUGGCAGGACCUGGAGUCAUUGUCUCCUUUAUCAUCGCGGCAGUGGCCUCCAUCUUAUCAGGUGUGUGCUAUGCUGAGUUUGGAGUGCGGGUGCCCAAGACAACCGGAUCGGCCUACACCUACAGCUAUGUGACGGUGGGGGAAUUUGUGGCCUUUUUCAUCGGUUGGAACCUGAUUCUGGAGUACCUCAUCGGCACGGCGGCUGGAGCCAGCGCUCUGAGCAGCAUGUUUGACUCACUGGCCAACCACACCAUCAGUCAUUGGAUAGUGGAUGACGUGGGCACGUUGAAUGGGCUGGGGAAAGGAGAGGAGUCCUAUCCUGACAUCCUGGCCAUGUUCAUCGCGGUCAUCGUGACCGCCAUCGUUUCGCUGGGAGUGAAGAAUUCUGUGGGCUUCAACAAUGUGCUGAACAUCAUCAACCUGGCCGCCUGGGUCUUCAUCAUGUUCUCCGGCCUUUUCUUCGUCGACAGCGCCAACUGGGAUGGAGGCAGGUUCCUGCCGUUUGGGUGGUCGGGGGUACUGCAGGGAGCGGCCACGUGCUUCUACGCAUUCAUCGGGUUCGAUAUCAUCGCCACGACUGGAGAGGAAGCAAAGAAUCCGAAUACUUCCAUCCCUUAUGCUAUCACUGCCUCCCUCGUGAUCUGCCUGACUGCAUAUGUGUCGGUCAGUGUGAUCCUGACACUGAUGGUGCCUUACUACGCCAUCGACACUGAAUCGCCGCUGAUGGAGAUGUUUGUGCUUCAUGGGUUUCACGCGGCCAAGUACAUCGUGGCUAUUGGAUCAGUGGCGGGCUUGACGGUCAGUCUGCUGGGUUCCCUCUUCCCGAUGCCCAGGAUAAUUUACGCAAUGGCUGACGACGGUCUACUAUUCAGGUUUUUAGCUCACGUCAGUGCCUACACGGAGACGCCGGUUGUGGCCUGCAUCGUUUCGGGCUUCCUGGCAGGGCUGCUGUCCUUGCUGGUCAGCCUGCGAGACCUGAUUGAGAUGAUGUCCAUCGGGACGCUGCUGGCCUACACCCUGGUGUCGGUGUGCGUCUUGCUACUGCGCUACCAGCCCGAGAGCGACAUCGACGGCUUCGUCAAGUUCCUGUCGGAGGAAGGCACCAAGAAGAAGGAGGGAGUUCUGGCCGAGUGCGAGAAGGAGGCCGCCUCUCCGGUCAGCGAGGGCGAGGACUACUCCGACCCGGACAAGAACACGUGCGGGGCCAAGAACCUGCCCUCCCUGGGGGACAACGAGAUGCUGAUCGGAAAAGCAGACAAGUCAAGUUACGGCGUGAGCCACCCCAACUACGGCACGGUGGACAUGAGUUCGGGGAUUGAGGCAGACAGUUCGGAGAACAUCUAUUUAAUAAAGCUGAAGAAGCUGAUCGGACCUCGCUACUAUACCAUGAGGAUCCGACUAGGGCUGCCGGGCAAGAUGGACCGUCCCACCAUCGUCACCGGCCGCACCGUCACCACCUGCGUGCUGCUGCUCUUCGUCCUCUCCUUUGUCUUCUGCUCCUUCGUGAUCUUCGGUGAGGAGUACAUCUACGAGCAGUGCUGGUGGGCCAUCCUCCUGGUCAUCCUCAUGGUGCUGCUGAUCUGCUCCCUGGUCUUUGUCAUCCUGCAGCAGCCCGAGAACCCCAAGAAGCUGCCGUACAUGGCUCCCUGCGUCCCCUUCGUGCCCGUCUUUGCCAUGUUGGUCAAUAUGUAUCUCAUGCUGAAGCUCUCCAGCAUCACAUGGAUCCGCUUCGCUGUCUGGUGCUUUGUGGGUUUACUGAUUUAUUUUGGCUACGGGAUCUGGAACAGCAGCCUGGAGAUUGGGGCUCAACAGGAAGCUCUGAGUCAGAGUACGUACCAGCGUUACGACGUGGAUGACAGUCUUGCUUGCCCGGAGGAGGAGGGCAGCGAGUGGAAGGAGGAAUGGCCACCCUCCAAUCAGACGGGCUACCAAUCUCAGCAGGCAAUGCCCGACAUAGUGGGCAACCACAGGACCUACAACAGUAAAGCCAAAAGCAAAGGGAAGUAUGUCAAGACCUCAGAAACACUGAUUGCAAAUGAUGAGCUUGAUUAUCCCCCCGAGUAGCAGACCCUGACCCCUCAGACCCUUGGACUAGUAUCAUGGAUGUGAUCUCUCCUUUAAUAAACAUCUUGCAGUGGUGUGGCUUUAAAAAGGCAAUAUGCAGUUUAUUUUAGGCUUCACAAUGUUGACUUAUUAAAGGGGCCCCGUUUUCAACAAUAAAUGUUUGGCAAACAUUUAAACUAAUCAGAAGUAAAGACAUUUUGGACGGCACAGUGGCGCAGCGGGUAGAGCUGCUGCCUCACAGUGGCGGUGACCUGGGGUUGAUCCUGACCUCAGGUGGAGUUUGCACAUUCUUACUGUGACCGCGUGGGUUUCCUCCGGGUGCUCCGGUUUCCUCCCACGUCCCAAAGACGUGCGGGUUUUCAGGCUAAUUGCCCACUGUAAAUUUUCCCUGGGGUAACGAAGUGGGAUAGCAUAGCACAAGUGUGAACGGGUGAUCGAUAUUCGGCUUGGACACGGUGCGUCAAAGGGCCUGUUUCCAUACUGUUUCUUUCAGUCGAUCGAUCAACUACAGCUGAUUUUUAGCGAUUAUAGUUUCACCUGAAGCAGAUCUUUCCAAGUGACUCCUAUUGUCCCAGAUGCUCCAUGUAUACAGAAAAUUCAUGUUGAAAUUUGCCAGAUAUUUAACACAGUGCCCCUUUAAUCAGCAAGUCAAGGCAACAAGAAAACUCUACUCAAUACACUCCAGUCAUCUGACAUUUGACAACAAGGUCUGAUUGUGAAGUGUCUAGAACCAGAGGGCACAGGGCACAGCCUGAGAAUAAAAGGACGCACCUUUAGAAAGGAGAUGAGGAGGAAUUUCUUCAGUCGGAGGGUUAUGAAUGUGUGGAAUUCAUUGCCACAGAUGGUGGUGGAGACCAAAUCAUUGGUUGUCUUUAAAGUGGAGAAUGAUAGGUUUUUCAUUAGUAAGGGUGUCAAAGGUUACGGGGGGAAGAGAGGAGAAUGUGUUGAGAGGAAAAAAUAGAUCAGUCAUGAUUGAAUGGUGAAAUAGACUUGAUUUGCCAAGUGGCCUAAUUUUGCUCCUUAUUAUCAUGCCAUUAUGUCUUAUGGCCUUAUGAUUAUAGGCCAUAAUAUCACUUAAUGGCACAAAACGUACUAUAAUGCUCAGGUGUAAAGGAUGGGGAUAUCCGACUGAGUGCAUGAUGGGACAGACACUGUGGUUUGAAAUAUUUGGGAAUUUGAUGGUAUAAUGUUAAUCUUCACGUUAGGUAUGUUUAUAUUUACAUGAACUCUCGGUGUGUGGGAAAGAGUAAGAGUCCAGAAGCGAUGAGCUCAAGGCCAGUUGGUGUCGAGGAAAACGACUUUAACCAGGGCUUGGAGGAAAAUUAGAAGGUGUAUAAUUAGUGAGGAGUCGCUGUAAAGGCGAUCAAAGCAACUGUGACACCAAGUCACCCACAGCUGAAUAAACUGGUCGAACAUCUGACCACCUUGAGAGGAACAAGAUAAGGAAAGGUUGAUAAUGUGCAGUGCAUUCAGUCACCAAGUCUGCGUUCACUGCCCUUGCUUCCAAUGCCUCUCACUGAUUGAUUCGAGAACAGCUUUCACAUUUGUUUCUUAAACAAAUUCUUCUUGGUGGUAGUAAUGCUUGAUGCUCGUUAUCUCAGAGCUGCACAGCUAUAAAUUAUUUCUGUGAAUGAAAGAUUUGUGGCUCGCUGAGUGAAUGUUUUGGACCUUUUUCUGGUUUUUGAACAAAGUUUUUGCCCAGCCGGCUAACCUGAGCAACACUUGACUUCCUUUAGAAAUUAGGAUACAGAUAUAGCCAGGAAGUCCAAUUGAUUCAUUUCCUUUCUUUCACAUAACUUACACAACUAAAGAUCUAUGUGUCUAUUUUUAAGACUCAUUAUUUAUGUAACAAAGUAAUGUUUAUUUACAAAAUGGGGGAAAAAAGGAGCUGGGAAUCUUAAAACAAGCUCCCAAAAAUAAUGUACAUUUAACUCUGAAGAAGUAAAAUGAGUUUCGUCAUCUUGGCCUUCAGGUAGAUGUACAGCAGGGAAACAGGUCCUUCGGCCCAAUUUGUCCAUGCUGACCAAGAUGCCCCAUCUAGGCUUGCCUGUGUUUGACCCAUAUCCCUUGAAACCUUUCAAACAUGUUCUUAUUCUGAAUAGUUUACAUCAAUAAAACCAUAUUGCUUUCUCGCUGGGUUUAUUUAUAAUUACAAAGGUACUUGUUUCUAUAGAGAUGGUAUCUUAGGAAAUAAUAAGAUUAUAGAAUGCUCAAGGCAUAGAAGAAGUAAAGGAGACUGAGGUAUAGAGGUGUAUAAAAUCACGAGGGGAAUAGAUGGGUGAAUGCCCAGAGUCUUUUACCCAGGGUAGGGAAAUCAAGAACUAGGGGACAUAGGUUUAAGGUGAUAGGGAAAAGACUUAAUAGGAACUUGAGGGGCAACUUUUCACACAGAGGGUGAUGGGUGUAUGAAAUGAGCUGCCAAAGGAGGUGGUUGUGGCAAGGACGAUAACAAUAUUUAACAGACAUUUGGUCAGAUGGUGUCGGAACGUGGUAACUCUCUGCGUGCUGUUCCAGAAGAGGAUUUAUUGGACUCCUGUAUAGUAUGAUUUGACUGGAUAAUACGCAGAACAAGCAUUUGACUGUAUCUCACGACACGUGACAGUGUAUAGAGAUACCAGUGAACCAGGUAUAUGGAUAGGCCCAUUGGUCUGAAGAAGGGUCCCAACCCAAAACGCCACCUAUCCAUGUUCUCCAGAGAUCCGUUGAGUUAUUCCAGCAUUUUGUAUCAUUUUUAUUUUACAUGGACAGGAUAGGUUGAAAGGGAUAUGGGCCAAAUGCGGACAGGUGGGACAAGUGUAGAUGGGGCAUCUUGGUCAGUAUGGACGAGUUGGGCCCAAGGGCCUGUUUCUGUGCUGUAUGACUCUACAAUUCUAUAUUUGGCCCAUUGGGUCUUUAGAGAUUAAUUGAGUCAGUUCCAUUCCUUCCCUCUUCCCACAAAGUCCAGGAACUUAUUUUCCUUGAAAUUCCUAUCAAAUUCUCCUCUGUGUGCACAGAAUGAUCCUCCAUGGGCAGUGUGUUCCUGAUUCAAACACUCAACCUGCCAAAGAGGUCUUCCUCACAUCUCCCUCGCUUCCUUUGCUUGCUCUUUAAACCAGUGCCUGCUAGUUCUAAACAUUGCUUAAUGGGAAUAAUGUAUCCAUUUCUAAAUCAUGCACAAUGAUAAAUCACUUCUCAACCAGCCCUGCAUCAAAGAGAGGGAUCCCAGCUUCCAGUCUGAAUUUGUUAGUUGAAACUGGUCAACCCCACGCCCACUGCAGUCAAUCUGCACCAUAUUCAGAUCCUUCAGGACGAAUGUCUACCAGUCACCAUCAAUAGCACUGUACACCAUGUUGGUUGACUGAAGGAAUCUUGAAUGAUCACCAAUGUUCGUCCUUGAUGUUGGAUACCAUUGGUGUAAAUCAGGAGAGAUGGGACCGUUAGUAAAAUAGAUUGGCAAAGGAAUAUUGAUUGAGGAAUUAUUGAAACAGGUUUUCCCUCUCAAAUUGCCUUUAGGUCUCUGAAGCAAUUUAUUGGAAGAUAUUUCUCCUUUAAUUUGCAUCUUAGCUUUAAGGUGAGAGGGGCAAAGUUUAACGACGUGUGGGGCAAGUGUAUUUUUGCACAGAUGAUGGUUGGUGUGUGCCUGGAUUGCACUGCCACGGGUGGUGGUGGCUGCAGAUAAGAUUGGAAAUGGACAUGGAUAUACAGGGAAUGGAAAAAUAUGGAUUAUGGGUAGGUAGGUAACAGGGUAUUGGCAUCAUGUUCAACAUGAACAUUGUGGACCGAAGGACUUGCUCUUGCUCUGCACUGUGUUCUAUGUUCUAUGUUCUGUAUUGCCCUGCCUAUCUAUGGGAGGAAUACUAUCCGGACAACUGGCAUGAAACCCUGUCUGUUUUUCUUUGAUUUUUCUAUCCAUCUGAUUGAGCAGAAAGGAUUUCAGUGCAAAAUUUCAUCUGCGAUGCAAUAAUCCUGGCAGUAUGGUUCACCUGCAGUACUGCACUGUAAGCAUUCAGAAAAGACUUCUUAGAUAAGGUGAAUACACAGAGUCUUCUACUCAUAGUAGGGGAAUCAAGAACUAGGGGGCACAGAUUUAAAGUGAGAGGAAAAGAUUUAAUAGGAACCUGAGGGACACCUCUUUCACGCAGAGGGUGGUGGAUAUAUGGAAUGAGCUGCCAGAGGAGGUAGUUGAAGCAGAUUAAACAAUAAAGACAGCAAAAUUGAAAAGACACAAAAUGGUGAAGAAACUCAGCAGGUCAGGCAGCAUCUCUGGAGAAAAGAAAUAGGUAACAUUUUGGGACAAGGCCCUUCAUCAGACCUGUUCAAAUGAAGGGUCUUGAUCCUAAACAUUACCAAUUCCUGUUCUCAAGAGAUGCUGCCUGACUCACUGAGUUACUCCAGCAAUUUGUGUCUAUCUUUGUUGUAAACCAACAUCUACAGUUCCUUCUUACACCAUGUUUAAAAGACAUCUGAUCAGGUAUAUGGAUAGGAAAGGUUUAGAGGGAUAUGAGCCAAAUAUAAGCAAAUGGUUGACUUGGACGUUAGGCCAAAGGUCUUGUUUCAGUAGAAUCAAAGAACUGCUGAUGCUGGUUUAUAUCAAAUAUUGACGCAAAGCGUUUGAAUAAUUCAACGUGUCAGGCAACAUCUCUGGAGAAAAAGGCUAUGUAACAUUUCAGGAAGGAAGGAGGAGCCUGAAGAAGGGUCCCGACCCGAAAUGUCACUCAUUCUGUCUCUCCAGAAAUGCUGCCUGACCCGCUGAGUUACUGUGUCAGGUGAGAAUGGGUCACACUGACAUAGAAACAUAGAAACAUAGAAAUUAGGUGCAGGAGUAGGCCAUUCGGCCCUUCGAGCCUGCACCGCCAUUCAAUAUGAUCAUGGCUGAUCAUCCAACUCAGUAUCCCGUACCUGCCUUCUCUCCAUACC
Messenger RNA from Leucoraja erinaceus (little skate), 8860 nucleotides. RefSeq names its product probable cationic amino acid transporter. The coding region runs from base 1658 to 3964 and encodes 768 amino acids. NCBI's taxonomy places the organism in Eukaryota, Metazoa, Chordata, Chondrichthyes, Rajiformes, Rajidae. Gene Ontology annotation, cellular component: plasma membrane. Gene Ontology annotation, biological process: amino acid transport; transmembrane transport. The record is from RefSeq and is a predicted model, not a curated record. The transcript is spliced from 9 exons. Gene Ontology annotation, molecular function: amino acid transmembrane transporter activity.